Messenger RNA from Scomber japonicus (chub mackerel), 3373 nucleotides. Its product is annotated as dentin sialophosphoprotein-like. The transcript is spliced from 3 exons. Bases 47 to 3373 code for a protein of 1108 amino acids. The record is from RefSeq and is a predicted model, not a curated record. NCBI's taxonomy places the organism in Eukaryota, Metazoa, Chordata, Actinopteri, Scombriformes, Scombridae.
CAGAAAAAAACAGCUGUUGUUGGGGGAAAAAAAGAAAACAUCAAACAUGCCGGCCUCAAAGAGAGGAUCAUCCCCUCAUGAUUCUCAGCCCAAGAUGAGGAAGUUGGACGAGGACGCGGAGGCUCUGCAGCCAAAAACUGCACCGGCUACCAACAAUAAGCCCCAUAAAACAGGAAAUAUGCAAGAAACGACAGCAGCCCCUCGGACCAAGAAGAAACCGUCUGCCUCAGCAGAAGGGGAAAACAAACCAGCCAAGUCAUCCAUACAGACUUCCCCUCCAAAGGAUUCCAGCAAAACCAUUUCAGAGCCACCUGUCAAAAAAGCCAAGCUCCUGAAAGCCACAAGUGCCUCCUGCGGAGAAGCUCCCUCGAUGAAAGCUCUCUGCAAAGCUCCCGUGAAGCGGACAGCCUCCACAGAGUCCGACGAGGAUUUAAGUAGUGACGGUAGUAAAACUGACCUCUUUAGAGAGAGGGAUGACGGAGACAAGGCGCGCUGCAUUAGACAAUAUUCAAACCGAGUCCGAGCUAAGCGCCAGGCUGAAGAGACGUGUACUGAUCCACAGGAGACGUGCCAAGAGUUAUCACCUACGCCCUCGGACCCGGUACAGAUGGACCACAAUUAUGGUAGAUUCACAGAUUUGCUAGGUGGUCAAAACUUGGAUGAGACUGUUCAGAAUGAGGACAAACCUGCAGAGCCUGACACUGAAGCUCAGAGACAAGAAAAUUCAGAGUCAAAAGAAGCUUUAGCCGAAGAAAUUGGACAAUUAAAACAUUUAGAAAGCCAAAAUCUUAUAGAUAAAACUUCAUCUACACAGAUAUUAGACUCUAUCAGCGGGGCAGAGUCUAGUAUAGAAGUAAAUGAAAACAAGGAUGUGGCAGAGUCCAUCAAAAGCCAGACAGGUUUAGAUAACGAAACACUACCGCUGUCAGUGAAAACAAUAUGUUCUAGCAGCGGAGAGGCGAAGCAGUGCAGCGAAAGUGAAGACCAGACAGAUGAAAAAGUAGACUCUGUUUGUAGACCUGAAAGUCAGACAGAUCUGAGCUGUGAAACUGACACAAAAGAGCCCACAGUGUCUGGUUCUGAUGUAAAAUAUGAAACUGAUGAAAGUGAGCAUGAAGUGAAAGGAGAGACUGAAGCAGGUGUAGAAGCUCGAGCGCUGCCAAACGAAACAAACUCCACACCAGAGGAGAUGCUGAUGGGAAAUCACAAUCCUAAAAGCCAGACAGACCUCAGUGUCAAAAUUCAAGUUACUUUCAAGGAGGAAUCAAAAUCGAACCAAGUGCCAGACGCGAUUACAAAUUCAUGUGACGGCGUGAACAAAAUAGUUAAAAAGUCAGAAGAACAGCUCGAGGAAAGCGAAAGAAAAGGAGCUGAGUUCCUGUCCGCUCAGUCCGCAGCUGGUCCAGAGUCUUUUGUUGAAGUACAGCUGAGUCACGACGCUCGGGAGGUGAAAGCCAAGACAACUGACAGCUGUACUGAAACGAGUAAAACAACAUCUGAGGACAGAGCUGACCCUGCACUGAAAGAGCGAAGUGAAAACCAGGAGACGGGAAAUUUUAAUGACACUACAGACACACCUGUUGAUGUUAAAGAAGGUGUUGCAAAUUCUACAAGUUUGGGAAAAGAAGAGACGGACAUUGAAUGCACCGCAGCACAUAUUCAGGCUUCAGCAGCAUCAGCGCUUUCUAAUCCUGCCUCUUCUUCUCUGGAAAUACAAGGACAGACGAAUCGAGAGGUCAGUGAACCUACCACAGACAUAUCAAGAGGAUUUCACGACGAGCAUGUGGUUGUGAAGUCUACAGUUAUGGAAAAUGAAGAUAGGAUGAGCGUUGACUCAGCUAGUGGACGUGAGAGUCAGAAUAUAAUAGAAAUGCAGACUCUCACAGCAGCAGACACCAGCGCAGAUGUGAGUAAAUCCACCUCAGACGUAUCUGAUUCAGUGACUGCACCUUUUAAGAGUAGCGAAGAUGAAGGCAGGAUUCCCUCUGAAUGUGUCGCAGCUCCUGAGAAUCAAAUAGAGGAGAUUUCUAACUCUGAAACUGGGCCUACAGAGAAAACGCAGAGUCAGAAUAUCCAUGAAGUCAGUGAACCUACCACAGAUGCAUGUACUGAAUCUCAUGAGGAGCAGACGGUCGGCACUUCUACAAUUACAGAAAACACACACAGCUUUGAAUCGGACAUGCAGAAGAGAACUGAGGAGAUUUCUAUCAUUGCACCGACGGCUGAAAUGCAAAGCCAGCAGAUCCCGGAAGUCAGUGAACACAACACGGACGUACAACCUGAGCUUAGUGAAAAUUUGACUGAAAAAUCCCAAAACAUGGAAAAUGUGAAGUUUGAAUGUGCGUCUUCAUCAGAGAGUCAAAUCAAUAUGAAAAUGCAGACCACAUCUAAUCCACUCCCUAUGACGGAAACACAAAGUCAGAAUAUCCAGGGUGUCAGUGAACCUAACACAGAUGUAUGCAGUGAAUUUCAUGAAGAUCAGAAAGUGGACGCUUCUUCAAUUAGAGAAAAUGUAAACAGCUUUGAGUCUGUGGCAGCAGCAGCAGAGAGUCAAAGUGAACGUUACUUGCAAACCUCACAGACAUCAGAGACCUCUAAUCCUGCCCCGUCACAGGAAAUGCAAAGUCAGGGAAGCCAAAUAGACUCGGACACACAGACCAGAACUGAGGAGAUUUCUAUCAUCGCACAGACAGCAAUGCAAAGCCAGCAGAUUCGAGGAGUCAGUGAACACAACACAGUCAUACCACCUGGGGUUCAAAAUAUGGGAAAGGUGGAUUUUGAAUGUGCAUCUGUAUCGGAGACACAAAUGCAGACUACAGAGGAGAUUUCUAUAAAAAGUGAACACAUAUCUUCAGAGGUUGCAGUCAAAAACUCCCAAAAUAUAGAAGAAGACGACAAAAUGAGCGAUAAAUUACUGACUACGCCGGAGAAUCGGUUCAAAUCAGAAGCACAGAGAACGGAAACACAAAGCCAGGAGAGCCAAGAACUCAGUGAACCUGCAGCCGACUUAUCUGAAGUUCAAGAGGGUCUAAUUAUUCCCACAAAUGAGUGUAAUGAAAACAAGGAGAGUCAAGUAGAAAUUGAUAUCCAAACAACAGCGGCAGAGGAGGAGAUGAUCUCUAAUCCGACAUCAACACUCAACAUGCAAAGCCAGAAAGGUCAGGAGGUCAGAGAAUCCACCACAGACGCUGAAAAAGGCUUAAUCGUGGCGAGCACUGAGAGUAAGGAAAGCAAGGAAGAGGAUAUCACUGCUGCUGUAAAUCAAAUGGAAACGAAUACGCAAACAACAGCAGCAGCAGCAACCCAGCAGGAUAUUUCUAAUCUUGAAAUGCGAAUCGGGGGAAGCCAAGAGAGGAGACAGGAAAACAACUAA